Molecule: messenger RNA, 2784 nt
Organism: Bombus pyrosoma
Lineage: Eukaryota; Metazoa; Arthropoda; Insecta; Hymenoptera; Apidae
Gene: HGTX
Product: homeobox protein Nkx-6.2-like
Exons: 4
Coding region: 562-1818 (418 amino acids)
Biological process (GO): regulation of transcription by RNA polymerase II; cell differentiation
Cellular component (GO): nucleus
Molecular function (GO): DNA-binding transcription factor activity, RNA polymerase II-specific; RNA polymerase II cis-regulatory region sequence-specific DNA binding
Source: RefSeq, a predicted model, not a curated record
UUGAGAAGAGAAAAUUUAGAUUGAAACGCAGUAGUCUUCGAAAAUUAUUUUGAAAUAUUUUGUACGAGAAAAUAUCUUGAAAAGUCAAUUUGUUCACCUUUUGUUAAGAAUCCAUUAACGUAAAUAAAACUAUCGUCCACCAAAUUUUGGAUAUUUCGAUGAAAUAAUUUUUCAAAUCUAUUUAUCUAGUAUUCCAAAUUAACGUUGAACUCUGGAGAACCUUAAAGUAGCCACACGUGCUAAAUAAAGCUAACGCCAAUGAUAAUAAUAAUCAAAAAUAACUCCUCCUAAAAAGAAAUAUCCCUACAAAACACAUUCUAAAAUAUCCUGAAGAUAAUAUUUCGAAAAACCAAAUAAAUCACAUUAUGGGAGCGCAACAAAGUGAUCGGUGAGGAACCAGUCCACCGCCAAAUCGUGAGUGAUUAUGCUUAGUGUGUACCAGUGACCGCGCUCCAAAGUGCUCGAGCCGCCCAUCACCUGCAAACGAUCUUAUCGUUUAAACCCCGGUUUCCAGUCCCGGCCGAAAUUUUCCGCUCAUUGCCGAACUAUGCGUGGUGCGAGAUGGUGUGUUCUCUGACCAACAAUAACAACAACAAUACAAGUGGUAAGAGCUGCACGGACACGGAGCCCUGCACGGACUUGCAGUCUCGUUCGAGCCCAGAGGCGCAGCCAGGCGAGAACAUGUCGUCGUUGAGCGACGCUCACAGACGGAACAGUCACUUGGAAGGCGACAGAAGUUCGUCUGCGGGUUCAUCUCUGGGCUCGUGUUCGCCGCCUCCUGCAUCCAGCCAUUCGCCACCGCCUCCUAGACCGCCCUGGUUGCACGAUUUUCACGCAGCAGCCGCGCCUCAUGUUCUCCAAUUUUUAAAUCUGAGCGCCGCCGGUGGAAGCAUGUUGGCCAGUCAGCCAUUGGCAGCGUUGCACUCUAUGGCUGAACGAAGUCACCAUCAGCAACAUCAGCAGCACCAGCAGCAACAACAGCAACAACAACAACAACAGGUUCAUCAUCAACAGCAACAACAAGCUGCCGGGAUUCACUUGCCCAGGAUCAGCGUUCCAUUGUCUACGAUCACUCAAGGGCAGGCUUCACCCACUGGAAGUGGAAAACAUAGUCCUGCCACUUCUAUCACCUCCGUCGGAAGCAAUCCGCAUGGCAUCGACACGAUAUUGUCGCGGCCGGCGGCCACGCAUCCUCAGGCGCCUGUGUCCGCCACACAUGCCGCGCUCCAGCCGACGCCGCACCCCCAACACAUGACCGCGCCGAGGUACGGCAUGCACGCGGGAUUCACCGCAUCGUCGGGUAUCGGGCAAUUCCAACAAAGAACGGAGCCACGGCAUCCUGCUGUCUAUUGGCCAGGUCUUCAGGGAUUAGUCAGUGAUCCCCUGGGAUGGCGAGCAAGACUACACACACUGUCGCAACAGCUGGGUUGUCAGCAAACGAUGACAGGCUCCGGUGGAACCGGCGAACACGAGGGCGGCAAGAAGAAACACACCAGGCCGACGUUCAGCGGCCAGCAAAUCUUCGCUCUUGAGAAAACGUUCGAGCAGACGAAAUACCUAGCUGGACCAGAACGUGCUAAAUUGGCCUACGCCCUGGGCAUGUCCGAAUCGCAAGUCAAGGUAUGGUUCCAGAACAGGAGGACAAAAUGGCGGAAAAAGCACGCGGCUGAGAUGGCGACGGCGAAGAGGAGGCAAGAAGAGGUCGAGGGAGUCGUCGCCGAGGGUGAGGAUGGUUGCAGCGACGCAGAGGCCGAGGGAAACAGCGAGACUGCAGCGAAGAGGCUGAGAAGGGAACUCGAGCAACAAUACAGGCAUUAAAACACGUGAACAAAGAAACGAAAUAAGAGAACGAAUCGAAGGACUAGAUUCACUAGGUAGAUUCGUAAGAGGAUGUGAAGGAGUACGUGGCAAAGAGAAUUUUAGAAAAGGAACAUCAAGACACACCGAUCGUUAAACAUUCCCCUUUUCUUUAUUUCUCAUUUUUUCGACGUUCUUCACAAUUGUCAAAAGAAGCUUUAAAGAAAGUUGACUUCACGAGACAUCGGACGAAGAUUUUCAACCGGUCCGAUAAUAAUUCUAGCGUUAAAAUGUUCUACCAAUUGACCUAAAGUAAUUCAAAGAGUAAGUUGCUCCAAAAGAUUAUGGUUUCUUUCAGUUUAAAAUUGUUAGAAAAUUGCUAUAAUAAGAAACGUCCACGUGGUUGUUCUAUGGAAAAGGAAAAAAAGAAAAUGCCUCGAAGCGUUCGUUUCAAUGUGUUAAAUAGAAGAGAAGAAAAUUUGUUAAAAUGUCGAUAUGAACGUGACGCCACCAAGACUGACGAGUUGAAGAAAAAUGACUAUCCAUACGAUGAUCGAAGAACUUGUCAAUUUGUGUGAAAAAGAAGAUAUUCGAAGGCUGAUUUCACCUAACUUAUAAUAUUGUGCCGUUAAAACGUGUUAACUUGUACAGAAGCGUUCGAGGAGGAUGUAUACGACUUUCUAUAUAGAUAUGAAUUUAUUAUAUAAUUGAUGUUAUCAAUUAAUGUAAUUAUUAUUAAAGAACCAAAGAUCGACGCGUAUUAGUUAGAAAGAAUAAUUCGACUAAUUAAUUUUUAUACAAAAGGAAAGAAUUGACGUAAAUAGUUGAAAAGUAAAUUCAACUAAAUGCCUGGUGGUUGUAUUCGAGUAAGAAGGAUCGAUACGUCGAAUUUUCGCAAGAUAAUGAGUUUUAGUGGCACAAUUGGCGAGAUUGCUAUUUUCACAAAUCCAUUUAUCUAAAUGUUUUAAGUUGACGAACCGCUGAGAA